AUGGACAUAUACGGCUCCAAGAAGCCCAUGGUCGACCUGGACGACACAGGCCAGCCGCCGGCCCACGGCGCAACCACCGGCGACGUCGGUAUCCUCAAAUCAACCCUCCUCCCCUCGUUCACCCUCCACACAGGCUUCUCCAUCGCAUCCUUCAUCGCGGCACGAGCCACCGACCGCGGCGAACUCAAAGACUUCGCCUGGCCCUCCAGCCAAGUCGCCAACGCCUGGUGGAGCGCCGUCGGCCGCCAGAUGUGCCACGACGGCGUGCGCUUCUGCACCGCGUGGCGCACGCUCCCCUGGACGGAGAAGGUGCUCCUCAGCUCGGUGACGCUCUGGGGCACGCGACUAUUCUACCGGAUUGCGUCGCGGAGCGUCGCGCGCGGCCGCGACGACCCCCGCUACGACCAGCUGAAGGCCAAGGACCCCGGGUUCUGGAAAUCGGCCUUCUGGAAGCUGUUUCUCCCCGAGGCGGUAUUUUUGACUUUCAUCUCGCUGCCGUUUAGCCUGCCCUUCCGCCUGACCGCGUCGACGCUGGACUUGUCCGCCGACGCGGCGGGCACCGUGCGCGCGCUCGGCGUCGCGCUGUUCAGCGCGGGCUUUGCCCUCGAAGCCAUGGCUGAUGCGCAGCUCGAGAUGCAUCGGCAGGAGCGCACGGAUCUGUGUCGGCAUGGUGUAUGGAGCAUUGUCCGGCAUCCGAACUACCUGGGUGACACGCUGGUGCACCUCUCGUUCGCUGUCAUGAACGCGGCCAACGCGUUCAGCCCCCUGGCGCUGCUGGGCCCGCUCGCUAACUACCUCUAUCUCCGCGUGGUGGGCGGCGACACGCAAGAGGAGAGCCAGGAGGCGCGGUACAAGGCGCAGGACCCGCACAAGUACAAGCAGCUGCAGACGUGGCGCGCCGAUAAGAACAGCUUCUGGCCUGGCUUGUCGGAGCUGGCGAACCCGUGGACGUGGGUUGUGCUUGGGAGUGGGUUGGUUGGUGUUGUUGUUGAGGAAGGGAUUCGGGGGUGGUUGCAGUAA
Messenger RNA from Aspergillus terreus NIH2624, 1020 nucleotides. Its product is annotated as DUF1295 domain protein. Lineage: Eukaryota; Fungi; Ascomycota; Eurotiomycetes; Eurotiales; Aspergillaceae. The coding region runs from base 1 to 1020 and encodes 339 amino acids. The transcript has 2 exons. Gene Ontology annotation, cellular component: membrane. The record is from RefSeq and is a predicted model, not a curated record.